CCGCCGAUCUCCCUCCACCGCCGGCCCCGGCGUCGUCAUGCACUGCCAAGCCGAAGUCCGGCUCGCCUCCCCCGGGCAGCUCAAAGCAGCCAGGCGGCGCUACAAGACCUUCAUGAUCGACGAGAUCCUCUCUAAGGAGACGUGCGAUUACUUUGAGAAGCUCUCGCUCUACUCCGUCUGCCCGUCGCUCAUCGUGAGACCCAAACCUCUCCACUCCUGCACCGGCUCCCCUUCUUUGAGGGCCUACCCGCUCAUCUCUGUGAUCACCAGGCAGCCCUCAGCAGUCUCCCACUUCAUUCCCGCAGCAAGCACUUCUCAAGUUCUCUCACCACAUCCUCCCUCGGGAAGCACUUGCUCGGAGACACCGGCCAGGGAAACUCAUGGGAGCAGUGAAUCGGAGACCGAACAGCCCAUCCCACGUUUGAAAAAGCCUCGGCGCAGCCGGACCAUCUUUACAGAACUCCAGCUUAUGGGGCUGGAGAAGAAGUUCCAAAAGCAGAAGUAUCUUUCCACACCGGACAGGCUGGAUCUUGCGCAGUCCCUGGGCCUCACUCAGCUCCAAGUGAAGACUUGGUACCAGAAUCGCAGGAUGAAAUGGAAAAAAAUGGUCUUGAAAGGUGGGCAGGAAGCUCCUACGAAGCCCAAAGGUCGUCCCAAGAAAAACUCCAUUCCAACUUCAGAAGAGAUUGAAGCGGAGGAAAAGAUGAACAGCCAAGCUCAGAAACUGGUGUCGGAGGAAGAGCAGAACCAGAUAAACACGGAACAAUCAGAUGCUUCCUCAGAAACACAGGAACCUUCUGAACCCAAAGUAGAAACUGCCCAGGAGGAGAAACCAUCAAGUUAG
Messenger RNA from Pogona vitticeps (central bearded dragon), 844 nucleotides. RefSeq names its product BARX homeobox 2 (gene BARX2). The record is from RefSeq and is a predicted model, not a curated record. Gene Ontology annotation, biological process: regulation of DNA-templated transcription. Lineage: Eukaryota; Metazoa; Chordata; Lepidosauria; Squamata; Agamidae. Gene Ontology annotation, molecular function: DNA-binding transcription factor activity, RNA polymerase II-specific; DNA binding.